Messenger RNA from Lathyrus oleraceus (garden pea), 880 nucleotides. RefSeq lists its product as uncharacterized. Lineage: Eukaryota; Viridiplantae; Streptophyta; Magnoliopsida; Fabales; Fabaceae. The coding region runs from base 150 to 653 and encodes 167 amino acids. The transcript has 6 exons. The record is from RefSeq and is a predicted model, not a curated record.
AUGAAGAGUAACCCGAUUAUUAAAUAUUAAAAAUAAAAAAAAAUAAAAAAUGAAUGGUCAAAGGGAAGGACGAAGCGUUCUCUGUCUUCUCGAGGUUGUUAUUGUGAUUUGAAAGAGAAGAAAGAAAGAAGACAAAGAGAGAGUGAAGGAUGCUGGAAAACCCUCCGGUACCAGAAUCUGCCACGGCGGUGAAGCGCUAUGCUCCACCCAAUCAGAGAAACCGUUCUACCCACAGACGCAAAUCAUCUGAUAGGCUUGAUCGAACAAAUAGCGCUGGGAGUGAUUUAGAUAAGAAUCAAGUUACUUCUUCAAGAAACUUUCAUGUUCCAGAUCACGGAGAUGCUGGCAGCAGCAAUAUUCUUAAUGAGAAUCACUAUUCAAGAUUCAUUGCUUUAGAAGGCUGUAGUAGCGGUGCAGCUUCCCAGCUUCUCAAUGAUCGUUGGACAGCUGCAAUACAGUCCUACAAUAAUCCGAAAGAUUCAUCUGAAAAACCAGUUAUGUAUUCUGGUGGGACAUCAGUUUGGACUCAGUUCAGACUCCCUCACCAGAUUAUGUCACCAGCUGCUAGUGCUCCUCCUUCUGUGUCACAGCGGGACUUCCUGGGAGAACUUCGUCGCCAAAUGCACAGCACCAAUUCUAGUUUCAACACAUGAUGGAGGACAUGGAUUUUGUAAUCUAGUUAUUGUCUGUUUGUGAUUUUAUAAAGUUCUUGUCACAGCUGAAUGCUUUAAGAACACUUUACUUGACUACCUGUUUGUGAAUUUGUAACAUUGAUAUGUCCGUCUCGCUACAUGAUAUAUGCAAGACAGAAUCAGAAUAUGUGUGACGCCUUUGUAACUUUGACAUCUUAAUCUGGCAAUUCAUCAGUGAAUUUACACAA